Messenger RNA from Sycon ciliatum, 1393 nucleotides. Its product is annotated as neurosecretory protein VGF-like. Bases 180 to 947 code for a protein of 255 amino acids. The transcript has 2 exons. The record is from RefSeq and is a predicted model, not a curated record. Lineage: Eukaryota; Metazoa; Porifera; Calcarea; Leucosolenida; Sycettidae.
ACUGCAUCGCCUAUGUACACGUACAUGCUCAUGUUGUGAAGCCCCACUGCUGUGCGCUUCUUUCACUAUCCCCUCAGUAGCAGCAAUUUUUUUCUUUUCAGGCCACUGGCAAGGGCCUCGUCGCAAUGAUCGUCUCAGCACGGUGAUAUCUGAGACGUACGGUAUUAGGGGAUUGGAGGAUGAGGCUAUCCCUUCUCGCCGCGCUCCUCCUUCUGGGAGGUACGCUGGCUGUGUCGGUGAAUGAGGAUGACGAGGCCGCAGACGAUGGCCUGAACGCGCAGGAGUACGCAGAGUUGCUGGCCUUCGCUAUUGACGGAAAUGAACAGGAGAUCCGAGCAAGCCAACGUGGACUAAACGAUGAAGACGCACAGGAAAUUACUGAACUUGAUGACGAUGAGGGUGACGCACAACAUAGUCGUGGCGGUGAGAAUGAACUAAGCGAGGAAACCGAGUCUACUGAUGUUGAUGCGGAGGAGUCUGACGAAGACGCCGAGCGAGUAGAUCGAAUUGUGUCUAUCCUAAGUGAGGAGAAUGCGAACGAAGAAAAUGAGGGCACUGGCGAUGCUAGUGAUGAUGAGGACGAUGACGAUGAUGGUGCUGCUAGUGAGCUAAGAGAAACAGAUCGGGACUCAGCGACAGUUGAUCAGGCUCUGAACAAUCGUGAGGCGAACUUCUUCUUCUGGAGGCGCAGACGCAGACGUCGCACAAGCCCUCCCAAGCCCAAGCCCAGGUCAGUAGCCCCACGUCCGGAGCAUCCACGCGGUAUACCACCCUUGGCAACUGGAUCACCGAGUCGCCAAGCACGAAGUCACAACAGCAGAAUCCGACUCGGACGAGAUGGCGGUACCCGGGGCUUUUCCUAUGAUCCCCGUAAUCCUCCACCCAGGAAUAGCUACAGCAGUCGACGUCGCAGACGGAGACGUCGCCGUCGCCGUCGUCGUUGGUAAGACGCAGGUAGACUGGUCCGAGAGGCUGGGACCAAAUCCUGGAUUUGGUAACUACCACUUUCCAAAAGAUAAAUGCCCACAGAUUCACAUAUGAAUGGAGAUGGGAAAGGGACAGCCAACCAUAGAUUUUUGCGCGUACAUGUCCAUUCGUUUAAGGAGAUCUUUUUACAAGAAUCUAUUUUUUGUUCCUGGACAAUUCACAGUAGUAGGGCAGCGUUUUCGUCCACAAGGGGAAAUGUCCUGGUACUGUGCAUUCAGCUAUCACAGUCACUACGCACCCACUAUACGCUCUCCUGUCUUUUCUAGCGUACACUCAACACGUUGUUUUCCAAUUUAAAAUACUUCAAAGUAGCAAUUACUAUUUUUGUAAAAUUAUUAGUGUUGCAAAAGCCUUUGGUAACCGCUGUGUGUUCAGCAUUGCUGUGGUGGAUCGUUCUUAUCAGUCA